Cotesia congregata is the source of this 440-nucleotide messenger RNA. The record is from the annotation of a GenBank genome assembly. NCBI's taxonomy places the organism in Eukaryota, Metazoa, Arthropoda, Insecta, Hymenoptera, Braconidae.
GGAUUGUGUUUUGUAAUAUAUCGCCACGAAGUCGACGAGCUGCACACGAUUUUGGAGCCAUAUUUUGAGGAAUUGUUGAAAACUCCCGAAAUGACAAUGCAAGUUUUGAAGAAAAUCUCAACUUUCAGACGCUUACCGACAAUAAUCAUGACAAUAGUCACCACCGGCAUGAUUUCUUAUGCGAUUAGUGAAAAAUUUCGAGAAGCCAUUUACGCAUCACGGUGGGUCGGUAAUACACGAUUAAAGUCUUCAAUAAUAAUAAUGCUUUCCCAAAAGCCCCUCAUUUUAACUGCGUGUAAUUUGUUGUAUGUCACAAUAGACAUGUUCGUAAAAGUGAGUAUACUUUUGAUAAUUGAAUGUAAUUUAAUUAUGAAAAAAAAAAUGACAAAUUGGUUGCAAACACGACUAUAUCUUAUUAUUUAUUAUUAAAAACAUUCGAA